AUGCCUUCAGCUGAAUCCAAUAUGGAGGGGUUCUUCCUUACGGAGCCGCGCCCUGAUCAAGUCUACGUUGAGCUUUCAGCCCUAGAAGGGGGGCAGUUGACUCUCCCAGAGAAGAUGUUCAUCACCGAGGCUGAUUUAGAAAGACGUGUCACAGUGCCCUCGCUGUCCUUUCUCAUCCGCCAUCCAUCUGGUAUCUCUGGAAAGCCCACGAACAUUCUUUUCGAUCUGGGCAUGAAGAGAAAUGCAGAGGAAUUCUCACCUACCAUGCAAGCUCACAUUAGCAAUCGCCAGCCAACUAUAGUGCAUUCAGACGUGGCUGAUUCUUUGCGCGGCGGGAACCUAGAACCUUCGAGUAUUGAUCUGGUUCUUCUAAGUCAUGUACACUGGGAUCAUGUCGGAACACCGGAUGACUUUUCCGAAGCACAAUUCAUUGUGGGCGCCGGCACUUUGAACAUGCUUCAUCAUGGUGCACCCCCUCAUUAUCCAGCCGACAAUUUUAUUCCCGACCUGUUGCCAGAAGACCGGACCCGGGAGCUUCCCCCAGCCCCCACGAACACCACUCCAGAUGCAGGAGCUCCUGAAAUUUUCCCCGCACCAAAAUCUCAGCAAACCACACAUGAAUGGAACCCACUGGGCCCUUUUCCCGCCGCGGUUGACCUGUUUGGUGAUGGCAGCAUUUACAUCAUCAAUAGCCCGGGGCACCUCAUUGGCCAUAUCAACUUACUAGUUCGUUUAUCGGAGACAAAGUGGGUGUAUUUGGGUGGGGAUUGCUGUCAUGAUAUUCGAAUCUUACAUGGAGAGAAGGACAUUGCUCUUUACAGUGAUGGGCACGGCGGCAAGCGGAGUGUGCAUAUACACACGGAGGGUGCACAGGGCACUCUUGGGAGAAUUCGAGACAUGAUGGAUGAGUUCAACAAGAUCGCGGUGGAGACCCAUAGCGAGCAAAUAGUUGAGGUGAUUGUAGCCCAUGAUGGUGGCUGGCGGGAGAGGAAUCCCUCAAAGUUUUUCCCAGGUAAAGUUUAG
Penicillium concentricum is the source of this 1023-nucleotide messenger RNA. Its product is annotated as MBL fold metallo-hydrolase. The transcript has 2 exons. Bases 1 to 1023 code for a protein of 340 amino acids. The record is from RefSeq and is a predicted model, not a curated record. Lineage: Eukaryota; Fungi; Ascomycota; Eurotiomycetes; Eurotiales; Aspergillaceae.